UGGAGGGAGGAUGUAAGCUGAAAGAAAUCUCUGACACAGUGAUUGUCAGGAAAGGGAGAGAGCUGCUGCGAUUCACUUUACUGUGGGGGGAAAAAACACCAAAAAAAAAUGAGCAGGGUCACCUUCUUUGAGGUGGAGAUCCUUGAUCCCAAGACAAAGGGGCAGCUAUGUUUUCUGGACAAGGUGGAACCUCAUGCCACUAUUGGAGAAAUCAAGUGCUUGUUUCAUAAAGUGUACCCUCAGUGGUACCCAUCAAGACAGGCCCUUAAGCUUGAUCCAAGAUACGAAGGAUUUAUUCAGUCAUUGAAGGGGAAAGCAUUAAAGGACGAUGAGAUCUUGCAGAAUCUCCCUGUAGGCACAACAGCUACUCUCUAUUUCAAAGACUUAGGUCCCCAAGUUGGCUGGACAAUGGUGUUUCUCUCUGAAUAUGCAGGUCCGCUCUUUAUAUAUCUACUGUUCUAUUUCCGACUUCCAUAUAUCUAUCGCCAUAAGCACGCGUUCACGUCCAGCCCAUAUCCUGCCGUGACCCUGGCCUGUGUAUGUCACUCAAUCCAUUAUAUCAAACGCUUGGUUGAAACAAUAUUUGUGCAUCGUUUCUCCCAUGGUACAAUGCCACUCAGAAAUAUUGUGAGGAACUGUUUAUAUUACUGGGGAUUUGCAGCAUGGCUCGCCUAUUACAUCAACCACCCUCUUUACACUCCACCUUAUUACGGAAAUAAGCAAGUCAACUACGCACUGGCAAUGUUUGUGAUAUGUCAGGCUGGCAACUUUUCUAUUAACUUAACUCUCAAUAAUUUGAGGAGUGAUGGAUCCAAGGCUAGAAAGAUUCCCUAUCCAACCAAAAACCCCUUCACAUGGCUUUUCUUCUUUGUGUCAUGCCCCAAUUAUACCUAUGAGGCUGGAGCCUGGUUCAGCUUUACAAUCAUGACACAAUGUGUGCCAGUGGGUCUGUUUACACUCAUCGGCUUCAUUCAGAUGACCAUCUGGGCGAAAGGCAAGCACUACACCUACAUAAGGGAGUUUAAAGAGUACCCCGACCUCAGGAUGCCGAUUAUUCCUUUCUUGUUGUAAGGAAAUUACAAGCUGUUCGAUGGAAUAAGAGAUGCAACAUAAAGCUGCAUAUGGCCUAAAUUAAAUCCAAUAUGUUAGCAAUUAUAUAGUGCCAUUAAAAAUGUCUUUAUAUGCAGUAACAGGACUAUUCUGGAGCUAUAAAGUUGAUCUAGGUGUAUGCACUUUAUGUGUUUUUGAUUUAGUUAACAUGGGUGAGCUAUAAUUGCUUUUAGGACAGCAUGGUGCAGCUCUAUUCACUUUACCCCAAACAUAUAUUUAAAAAAUACAUUAUUAGUCACAUUUGAGAGACCACAAAUGCAUGACUUAUGGAAGCAGUGGCUCAGUGUAGCAUCUGCACUGAAUUAGCCAAGCAGCCAUGCAGUCUUAUGUGUUUGUUUUCUCCAUUCAUCAUUCCUUAAUUCACUGUUAUUGUGCUGCCAGAAUUUCCCUCUUUGGUUUUGACACUUAGUCUAGCAACUUUUUUUUUCCUAACCUCUACACAAUGGAUAAGUCAAUCAGGUGUGUGUCUUUAAAAAGUUUGCUACCAUGCUCUUGUGUUCUGUAAAGAGAAAGAAUUGCCAUGGCUAGGCUUUAAAAAGCAAGAACUGUAGCAUGGUUACCAGGGUGAGAAAAAGGUCACACAAUUGUUUGCAACCUGAUUUUGACCACGAAACAUGCGUUCUACAAAUAGAUGUACAUUAAAACUGAUCUGUUACCACUGUUAUAAGCAAGACUCAACAUUUGGCCCAGCAUGUAAAUGCUGUUUUUCCAUCCCUCCCUCCCAAUAUUCCUCCUGAUGAUUUACCCACUCAACAAUAAAUUAAUUAUAUGCACAGAUUUUUUUCUUAAACAUUGACCAGUCAUCCAAUACAGAAAUUAAAAUAAAAGACCUUGCUUAUAAAAUACAAAUGCAGUUAUUUGGUGACUUAAAUCAGUUUUUUUUUACUUUUGCAGCCCAGUAUUUUUGUCUCUUUUAAAAUCAUGCUCUUAAUACAGCUGUAGUCUAUUACAUGUGAGAGUGAUGCAACAUGUUUCCAUCAAUUAAAAUUAGUAAUUCAUAACAUACUCAUCAAGAAUUAAUUGAGGGUCAUAAUGAAAGGUUUACUCUUCUAUGAACUCCCCUUGGAAUAGGGCUAGAACAAACAUCAGGAACUAACUCAGCAGCUUUAGAGUACGUAUGAAUUAAGUACAGUAAUGAAGUAGGAAAACAUGAUGUUGCACCAGCAAUGAGAGAAAUUAGAUUCUUAAGGCUGAGAGGCAAAAGAAAGGUGCUAAAAAAAAAAAGAAAAUGGAGCGCAAGUGUUGAUUCAAAAAUAAUGCAUCUAAAAAACAUGGCAAUGAUGGGUAAACAGAGUGUUAUCUGCUCAUAAGUGUUUAUUAUUAUUUGUUUAUUUAGCAGACGCCUUUAUCCAAGGCGACUUACAGAGACUAGGGUGUGUGAACUAUGCAUCAGCUGCAGAGUCACUUACAAUUACGUCUCACCCGAAAGACAGAGCACAAGUGCUUUGCUCAGGGUCACACAAUGAGUCAGUGGCUGAGGUGGGAUUUGAACCGGGGACCUCCUGGUUACAAGCCCAUUUCUUUAACCACUGGACCACACAGCCUCCUUACAUCAUUACCACUCACAAUAUUUGUAUUGGAAUGUGUGUCAUAACAGCAUUGCUAAUACCAAGAGUAUACUGAAAAGCUCCUUUCUUCUCAGGUGCGAGCCUUUUUAUGUAGUUCUCUGUUUCAGGCGAAUGUAGCCAUACAUUUCAGAUGCUAUUACACUGACUUUUUGUAUCCAAAGUGUA
Molecule: messenger RNA, 2843 nt
Organism: Acipenser ruthenus (sterlet)
Lineage: Eukaryota; Metazoa; Chordata; Actinopteri; Acipenseriformes; Acipenseridae
Gene: tecrl2a
Product: trans-2,3-enoyl-CoA reductase-like 2a
Exons: 14
Coding region: 109-1071 (320 amino acids)
Biological process (GO): very long-chain fatty acid biosynthetic process
Molecular function (GO): oxidoreductase activity, acting on the CH-CH group of donors
Source: RefSeq, a predicted model, not a curated record